Protopterus annectens (West African lungfish) is the source of this 5086-nucleotide messenger RNA. RefSeq names its product ATP binding cassette subfamily D member 3 (gene ABCD3). The transcript has 28 exons. The coding region runs from base 49 to 2028 and encodes 659 amino acids. Gene Ontology annotation, cellular component: peroxisome; peroxisomal membrane. Gene Ontology annotation, molecular function: long-chain fatty acid transmembrane transporter activity; ABC-type transporter activity; ATP hydrolysis activity. The record is from RefSeq and is a predicted model, not a curated record. NCBI's taxonomy places the organism in Eukaryota, Metazoa, Chordata, Ceratodontiformes, Protopteridae. Gene Ontology annotation, biological process: very long-chain fatty acid catabolic process; fatty acid beta-oxidation; long-chain fatty acid import into peroxisome.
CAGCAUCCCUUGUCACUACACCCGGCUUUUGCCUGUCUUCUUAAAAUCAUGGCGGUGUACAGCAAGUACUUGACUGUUAGGAAUUCAUCUGCAGCUACCGCUGCGCUUUUUGUUCUAUAUUUGCUAAGCAGAAGGCGGAGCAGUACUAAUCUUAACAGCAAGAAAAAUGGGAAGUCUCAAGCAGUGCAAAACACUGAGAAGGAGGGGAAGAAGGAGAAGGCUGUGGUUGACCGAAUAUUUUUCUCAAGGAUCCAUCGAAUUUUGAAAAUAAUGGUUCCAAGAACCUUCUGCAAAGAGACAGGAUACCUCGCCCUCAUCGCUCUUAUGCUUGUUGCUCGUACCUACUGUGAUGUAUGGAUGAUUCAGAAUGGGACCAUGAUAGAAAGUGCAAUUAUUGGCCGUACUACGAAAGAUUUCAAGAGAUACUUAUUCAACUUCAUCGCUGCCAUGCCUGUUAUCUCGUUAAUAAACAACUCCCUGAAACUUGGCUUGAAUGAGUUGAAGCUUUGUUUUCGUGUAAGGCUCACUAAGUACCUCUAUGAGGAAUACUUGAAGGGAUACACUUAUUAUAAAAUGGGAAAUCUGGACAACAGAAUAUCAAAUCCAGAUCAGCUGUUAACACAAGAUGUGGAAAAGUUUUGUAACAGUGUUGUGGAUUUGUAUUCUAACCUUAGCAAGCCCCUGCUGGAUAUCUGUUUGUACAUCUUCAAGUUAACAAGUGCAAUAGGUGCUCAGGGACCAGCUAGCAUGAUGGCCUACUUGAUAAUUUCAGGGUUUUUUUUGACUCGUUUAAGAAGACCUAUAGGUAAAAUGACCAUCACAGAGCAGCGUUAUGAAGGAGAGUACAGAUAUGUCAACUCACGACUUAUCACAAACAGUGAAGAAAUUGCUUUUUACAACGGUAAUAAGAGAGAGAAACAGACAAUUCAUACAACUUUCCAAAAACUGGUGGAUCACUUGCACAAUUUCAUAAUAUUCCGUUUUUCCAUGGGAUUUAUUGACAGCAUAAUUGCUAAAUAUUUUAGGACAGUAAUUGGGUGGUUACUGUACUCCCCUCCCUUCCUAGGCGUCUCUCACUCCAGGCAUCAUAGCAUGGCUUCUGACUUAACCAGGACAUGCUGGAGAGAUGGCUACAUUUUGCAGAGACUGUCUCAGGCUUUAAGAAGGGUAGUCCUCAGUCGGCCCGAAUACCAGAGGCUUAGUGGGUUCACAGCUCGAAUUACAGAACUCAUGCAGGUACUAAAGGAAUUGAAUAAAGGCAAAUAUGAGAGAACUAUGAUUUCUCAACAAGAGAAAGGUACAGAAGAAAAUCCGGUUAUUCCACUGAUACCUGGUAGUGGAGAAGUCGUUAUAGCGGACAAUAUUAUUAAAUUUGAACAUGUGCCUUUAGCAACACCCAAUGGAGACGUAUUGAUUCAGGACCUUUCAUUUGAGGUAAGAUCUGGCACCAAUGUUUUGGUGUGCGGUCCUAACGGGUGUGGAAAAAGCUCUCUGUUCCGUGUACUUGGUGAGUUGUGGCCUUUAUUUGGUGGGAAGCUGACAAAACCAAAUCGUGGAAAGUUAUUUUAUGUUCCUCAGAGACCGUAUAUGACUCUAGGAACACUCCGUGACCAAGUGAUAUACCCAGAUACAGCUGAGGAUCAGAAAAAGAGAGGAAUAUCAGAUCAGGUACUUAAAGAGUAUUUAGACAAUGUUCAGCUGGGUCCUAUUCUGGAUCGUGAAGGAGGUUGGGAUACUGUUCAAGACUGGAUGGACGUGCUCAGUGGAGGAGAAAAACAAAGAAUGGCGAUGGCUCGAAUAUUUUAUCACAAACCACAGUUUGCUAUCUUAGAUGAAUGCACAAGUGCUGUCAGUGUUGAUGUUGAAGAACAUAUAUACAGUCACUGCAGAAAGGUUGGCAUCACUUUAUUUACAGUGUCUCACAGGAAGUCUCUUUGGAAACAUCAUGAGUUUUACCUGCACAUGGACGGCAGAGGAAAAUAUGAAUUCAAGGAAAUCACAGAAGACACUGUCGAGUUUGGAUCCUAAAUGUACUUUUGCUCCAGCUGAGAUCAUUGGAAAAGACGGGAUUUGAAAGACCACCUAUGGCACUUGCUGCCUCUUAAUCUGUAAACUAAAACUGUUAGAUCUGCUUUUAAGUAACUUGUAAUUAAGAUCUGUUAUGGGUGGACAUGUAACAAAUUGUGUCUAAGUAGUGGGACACACAUUAAUGUUAAAAUAUUGCUAAUGACUGUAUAUAUUAAGCUAAAUUGAUAUUGCACUAAAAUGUUCAUAAAUUAAUAGUGGACUAUGGGUUGGGUAUUCAGAUUUAUAAUCUGGUUUGAAAAAAGAGCAACACUAGUCAUGUAAUUUGGCUAACAUAUAAAAUACUCAUCCCUGUUUGUAUUUAUUUUGUUUAUUCUCAGAAUGUUUGAUUUUUGAAACGUUGAAAAUGAAUGCAUUUUUAACAGUGGUAUCAUGUUUGUCUAGUCAAGAAAGCAUUUCAUAUGACGUUGUAUACAGGAGGCUGCUUAGUUUUCUUCAUCCUAACCUUUUGGGGGGGAUUUUCACAAAAAGUUAAUUAAAUUACAGAUGUCUCAGAAUAAUUGCCCAUUUUCCAUUUUCUCUUGUUUUUAUUGCUAUUUUAAAGUAUUGCACAGAUAGUAAUCCAAGAACGUUGUACUUAACAGUCCGUACUAUUUACAGCUUGAUCAUUCUGCAUUUUGUACCUUUGACAUUUUAAUCCAGAGUAUGACGUGCCUGCAUAAGAGGCAGUAGAUGGACAGAAGAAAAAAAAACACUUUGCAUACCCAGGUAGUCUUAAUGCACAAAGAAAUGUAGGAAGUAGUUGUUGAACUGAAUUUGAUUGUUGCAAAGACUAGAGUCUCCUGUGGUAAGCAACAAUAAAAAUUAUAGUAACAUUUCAGCUGUUUUUUUGAAGAGGAUUAUGUAACAUUAAGUUGGAAACACUACUUGAAGGCCUUCUUUGGUCAUGUAAUGACUUUAGCAUUAUGAGUAACUUGCAAUUUUACAUUAAAAGCAAGUAUUUUUUAAACCCAUAUGUUUGCUUGCAUUUUGCUGAGGGCAGAAUGUAUGAAGUGCCUCUGUGUAUUAACAGGGACAACGUAAGCAUGAUCUGUAAAGUUAUAAAUUCUCAAUAGUCAUUCAUUUUUCUGUUACCCAUUUUAUCUAGUUCAUGGUCAUGACACAGCUUUAACUUUUCCAGACCCUCAGUGGGCACAAGACAGGAAAUUAAUACUAGAUGGGAUGUUGCAAUAUUCUAGGCUACAUGUGUGUGCACACACUCUCUCUCUCUCUCUCUGACCACCAUUUGACAACUUGGAUGACUGUCUGUUCACCUAAGGCAUGCCUACAAGAUGAAAGGGGAAAAAGUAGAAACUAGGGAGGAUGUGCAGAGUCUGCACAGAUGCACCCCAGCUUAGAAUCAAACUGGGAAGCCAAGUGCCAUAAGGCAACAAUGCUAACCACUAUGCCACUGUACUGCCCUUAAGCUCUCAGUAUAGACUUCCAAUAGGUUUUAACACCCUAAAUUCAGAGCAUUUCUUUUUAAUUUAGAUGGCAGUAUGUGAUCUUUGAGAGAGACAUAGUAAGCCUAAUGUUGAUAAUGUCUGAAGAAAUAAGUAAAUUGUAACCCCCGUUCGUGGCUGGCCUGCACAGUCGCAUAACAAUAAGGACCUGCUUAUGUACUCCCCCAGACACUUCUACAUUCCAAUAUACAUUGCCCUUUGAAAGCAGAUGGCUUGGUAAAGCUAAUCUCACAUCCACAGUUCACAAUGCUGCUUGUAUACAUCUCCUAAGUGCAGUGGAGUGAACCCACCUACUCCAUCUCCUGGAUGGGUAAGCUUGGCAUCAUCUGCUCUCUUCCAUCCACAUUGGCUCCUCUAGCUCUCUGAUAGCAACUCAAUCAUGAGUUUUCUGAGUUGUAGUCAGGGUUUAUCCUAAUAUGUCACAAAGCCAGCACAUGUUAAAAAGUACCUUUUCACCAAAGAUUAUAACUUAGUUUGAAGCAACACAAAUUUCAUUCACUGUUUUUUUGCUUUUCUCACUGUUAAUGUGGCUUAACUGUUUUUUCUGCACACGUAUUUGAGCUGUUUCUGAGAAGUGAAGGCUAUGACUUGCAGUAGGUACUGUACAAAAAUCUUAACCAUAAAGAUUUGGUCUUGUUCAAAAUUUUGUAUCUUAUAAAAUUUAGUGCAUGCUUUCAGCUUUGCUGCUUUGUGCUUUUCCUUCACAUUUUCAGAACAAAUCAUCUUGUGACUUAACUUUAUGAGCCAAAGUGAUAAAACAGUUUAUCACCAAGAUGAUAAUGCUACCCACUGACUGUAGAGAAAAUCUUUGGAGAUAGAUUUACAAAAAUGACUACUGAAAUUUGAGAGAAGGGGGACCACUGCACAGUAUUUGAAAGUUUGGUUCAAAAAUGCCUUUGACAAUGUGUCCAGGUUAGUAUUAAACGUGAAGAACUUGCGGAGUCCAUUGAAACUAAGCACAAGUAAUGUAUGUACUUAAAACCAAACCGCACUUUAAAAAGUAACAGUUUAGUACUUUCAUCUCUGCACAUACAAAGAGAUGUUUUCAGAACUGGUUACAAAGAAAAACAGAAAUAGCUUGUAUAAUGCAUCCACAAUUGCAUGAUUAGAUUACACCAGUAACAUUCUACAUUGCUCUUGUUGGCCUUUAUUUUAAGGCACUUCUGAUGCUAAGGAAACCAUUUAAGCCUAAGUUUUGGCUAGCAUUCAAUUCAAGUUGCCAAAUCAGUUAUUUGUAUUAUAGCUUUGCUUCAAAAUCACUACCAUUCAAUUUAGGUUCAACUCUGAGUUAUCUGCAAACAAGAUUUUGUUUUGAAAUUGUUACAUGUUGAAUGAUUAUAUAAGGCAUUGCUGGCAUAUUUUGAAUGAAUUGCAAAACAGUUAUAAAUAUGCUGGUUUAAUCUUUCUCGAUUUCUUAACCUGUAUAAAACAUCAGAAUUCACACACUUGGUAAUAGACAAUAUUGCAGCUGCUGCAUUUAAUAAAACAUUCUACAGAAAUGCUGUAGUCAGUGUUUGUAAGCUACAAGGUAAAUAAAAGAACCUUGAUUUGUCAACUUG